AAUAGUAUGAAACACAGCGAAUGACAACUUGACCAAUGUCAUGCCGCCCCUGCAUGGAGAGACGUCGCAAAUGUCAGCUCUUCAAAGUUCAUUGAACAAGCUCUGAAACGUAGUACGUGCAUAUCUUCACUUGCCGAACAUGAGGGUUGGUAGCAACCAGAACGAAGCUAAUAUCGCUUGCCAGGGGAUAACAUUUGCUGGUCGAAGACCUGAAAGGCACGAAAAAGACGAAGAGAAGGCAACAAGGGGAAGCAAGAGGAGAGUUGCACUGCCACAGCCGCCGGCAAGAUUUUCUCUUUCCCCAGUGCUCCACCAUGACGCGCCUACCUGCCUCAUUCACCAGCCUGUAUCGACUUUUCUUGCGCACCACCUCGGCCUCAGUUCUUCACCAUACAUUGGCCACUAAAAACCUACGCCAUUUGUGGCGGUCCACCUUUCACGACGCAGCGAAAGUAAUACAGCACCUUCAACGUGAACCGCCUCCUCCGCCUGUGGUUAAGGAAGAGCUGGAAUCUUGGUUAUCUAUCUGGAAUGACAGAGUCGACAAUACCCUCGCUCUACUACACAACUCCUCCCACACGCGCGGCCUAUCUCACCAACUAACCCGUAACCUAGCCUUACUCGUACACCACGAAUAUCAACGAGUAUCCGAAGUCAAAUACCCCGUCUGGAACCCCCAACUCCCCGCAGACUCGAAAGAAUACCAGAUUCGAGCACCCGCGGCGAAAUCUCGCACGGAGACAAAACGUGACGCGCUGAAAGCCAUCAGCGAUCGCGCCCUGUCUGCAGUUUCCAAAGCUGUUCGUAUGGCUGAAGGAAGGGACGGUAUCAUUUUGGGAAGCAUGGCGGUCAAGGGAAAACUGAAGCGAAACCUGUGAUACUGAUCGCUAUGCAUGCACUAAUAUACACAAAAUACAUCGAGAACUUGGCCAGCGCAACCAAGUAUUCCGAGGUCUACCUAAACCGCUGCAACUGCAACGUCUCGCGCGCAGCGUCCUCAGGCUUUUUGAUUGGAAGGACGUCUUCACGA
Messenger RNA from Desarmillaria tabescens, 1030 nucleotides. RefSeq lists its product as uncharacterized. The record is from RefSeq and is a predicted model, not a curated record. The transcript is spliced from 3 exons. Lineage: Eukaryota; Fungi; Basidiomycota; Agaricomycetes; Agaricales; Physalacriaceae. The coding region runs from base 315 to 878 and encodes 187 amino acids.